CAGGAUCCUUCAAACCAAAAAUGUGGUGGAAGAAAGAAAACCGUGUCUUUCAGCAGCAUGCCAUCGGAAAAGAAAAUUAGCAGUGCAAAUGACUGCAUCAGCUUCAUGCAAGCUGGCUGUGAGCUGAAGAAAGUCCGGCCAAAUUCUCGCAUUUACAACCGUUUUUUCACUUUGGACACAGACCUCCAAGCUCUUCGCUGGGAACCUUCAAAGAAAGACCUCGAGAAAGCCAAACUUGAUAUUUCUGCCAUAAAAGAGAUCAGACUGGGGAAAAACACGGAAACAUUUAGAAACAAUGGCCUUGCUGACCAGAUCUGUGAGGACUGUGCCUUUUCCAUACUCCAUGGGGAAAACUAUGAGUCUCUGGACCUAGUUGCUAACUCAGCAGAUGUGGCAAACAUCUGGGUGUCUGGGUUACGGUACCUGGUUUCUCGAAGUAAGCAGCCUCUUGAUUUUAUGGAGGGCAACCAGAACACACCACGGUUCAUGUGGUUGAAAACAGUGUUUGAAGCAGCAGAUGUUGAUGGGAAUGGGAUUAUGUUGGAAGACACCUCUGUAGAGUUAAUAAAACAACUCAACCCUACUCUGAAGGAAGCCAAGAUCAGGUUAAAGUUUAAAGAAAUCCAGAAGAGCAAGGAAAAACUAACCACUCGCGUGACCGAAGAGGAAUUUUGUGAAGCUUUUUGUGAACUUUGCACCAGGCCGGAAGUGUAUUUCUUACUUGUACAGAUAUCUAAAAACAAAGAAUAUUUGGAUGCCAAUGAUCUCAUGCUCUUUUUAGAAGCUGAGCAAGGAGUCACCCAUAUCACCGAGGAUAUGUGCUUAGACAUCAUAAGGAGAUACGAACUUUCUGAAGAGGGACGUCAAAAAGGGUUUCUUGCAAUUGAUGGCUUUACCCAGUAUUUAUUGUCAUCAGAAUGUGACAUUUUUGAUCCUGAGCAAAAGAAGGUUGCCCAAGAUAUGACCCAGCCAUUAUCUCACUACUAUAUCAAUGCCUCUCAUAACACCUAUCUAAUAGAAGACCAGUUCAGGGGGCCAGCUGACAUCAAUGGGUAUGUUAGAGCUUUGAAAAUGGGCUGUCGAAGCAUUGAACUUGAUGUAAGUGAUGGUUCCGAUAAUGAACCAAUCCUUUGUAAUCGAAAUAACAUGACAACACAUGUUUCCUUUCGAAGUGUCAUAGAGGUAAUAAAUAAAUUUGCCUUUGUUGCUUCUGAAUACCCACUCAUUCUUUGCUUGGGAAAUCAUUGCUCCUUGCUACAGCAGAAGGUAAUGGUUCAACAGAUGAAAAAGGUCUUUGGCAAUAAACUCUAUACCGAAGCACCUUUGCCCUCAGAGUCCUACCUCCCAUCACCAGAGAAAUUAAAAAGAAUGAUCAUUGUGAAAGGAAAGAAGUUGCCUUCUGAUCCAGAUGUGUUAGAAGGAGAAGUAACAGAUGAAGAUGAAGAAGCCGAAAUGUCUCGAAGGAUGUCGGUAGAUUACAAUGGUGAGCAGAAACAAAUCCGACUCUGUAGGGAGCUCUCUGAUUUGGUAUCUAUUUGUAAAUCUGUUCAGUACAGGGAUUUUGAACUAUCUAUGAAAAGCCAAAACUAUUGGGAAAUUUGUUCAUUUAGUGAAACAGAGGCCAGCCGCAUUGCAAAUGAGUACCCAGAGGAUUUUGUUAAUUAUAAUAAGAAGUUCUUAUCAAGAAUCUAUCCCAGUGCCAUGAGGAUCGAUUCCAGUAACUUGAAUCCACAGGACUUUUGGAAUUGUGGCUGUCAGAUUGUAGCAAUGAAUUUUCAGACUCCAGGUCCAAUGAUGGACCUUCACACGGGUUGGUUUCUUCAAAAUGGGGGAUGUGGUUAUGUUCUAAGGCCAUCUAUCAUGCGAGAUGAAGUUUCUUACUUCAGCGCAAAUACAAAGGGCAUUGUACCUGGGGUGUCUCCUCUAGCUCUUCAUAUCAAGAUCAUCAGUGGUCAGAAUUUCCCAAAGCCCAAGGGAGCUUGUGCCAAAGGGGAUGUCAUAGAUCCCUAUGUGUGUAUAGAGAUACACGGAAUUCCAGCGGAUUGUUCAGAACAAAGAACUAAAACUGUACAACAAAACAGUGAUAAUCCUAUUUUUGAUGAAACUUUUGAGUUCCAAGUAAACCUACCUGAGUUGGCCAUGAUCCGUUUUGUUGCUCUGGAUGAUGACUACAUUGGGGAUGAGUUUAUAGGGCAAUAUACGAUACCAUUUGAAUGUUUGCAGCCUGGAUAUCGGCAUGUUCCCCUGCGCUCUUUUGUGGGUGACAUCAUGGAGCACGUAACCCUUUUUGUCCACAUAGCAAUAACUAAUCGAAGUGGAGGAGGAAAGGCACAGAAGCGCAGUCUUUCAGUGAGAAUGGGGAAGAAAGUUCGGGAGUAUACCAUGCUCAGGAAUAUCGGUCUUAAAACCAUUGAUGACAUCUUUAAAAUAGCAGUUCAUCCAUUACGAGAAGCCAUAGAUAUGAGAGAAAACAUGCAGAACGCAAUCGUGUCUAUUAAGGAACUAUGUGGACUCCCUCCAAUUGCCAGUCUGAAGCAGUGCCUGUUAACUCUGUCAUCUCGGCUCAUCACCAGUGACAAUACUCCUUCAGUCUCACUUGUGAUGAAAGACAACUUUCCUUACCUGGAGCCUCUGAGUGCAAUUCCAGAUGUGCAGAAAAAGAUGCUGGCUGCUUAUGAUCUGGCAGAGUAUGGUUUUCCAAAGAUUAAUAUAAAAGGCUAUGGUGGAAGCAGAAAUACUUAUAAUGAAGUCUUUCAUGUACAGUUCUCUAUGGAAAACCAUUUUGGGAGGGAAUUAAGUGUAAAUAUCCCGACACCACAUGGUAAACUUGGUAGAAUUCAGAAGUGA
Molecule: messenger RNA, 2847 nt
Organism: Piliocolobus tephrosceles (Ugandan red Colobus)
Lineage: Eukaryota; Metazoa; Chordata; Mammalia; Primates; Cercopithecidae
Product: inactive phospholipase C-like protein 1
Exons: 3
Coding region: 58-2847 (929 amino acids)
Biological process (GO): regulation of synaptic transmission, GABAergic; phosphatidylinositol metabolic process; gamma-aminobutyric acid signaling pathway
Molecular function (GO): phosphatidylinositol-4,5-bisphosphate phospholipase C activity
Source: RefSeq, a predicted model, not a curated record